AUGAAUCUGAAAGAGAGACUGGACGAGCGCCAGCGGUCAGACAUAGAGGCAUCCCAUGCGUAUAUCCAAAGCCAUCUCCCUCUGCGAUUCUCGUCCAGCAACGAGCCCCAAGCGUCGGAAUCGAAUCUUCCUCUGAGCACUCAUACAUACGUCGGCACUGCCAGCGACACGCACUUCUUCAAUACGAUCAAACAUGCCAUGAGCGCAAACCUGGAAACCUCGAAAUACCGCCCUGACACAGAACGGUACGACCAGCCUGAUUCAUUGCGAGGGAUCCCCCGAAUCCGUAAGCCGCUCAAGCUGCCCUCUGCCAAACUGUGCCACCAGUAUCUUGACAUCUUCUUCUCUACUAUUCAUUGUGCAUUCCCAUUUCUCAGUCGAUCCACAGUGGAAGAGCGACUGGAGAGAAUAUCUGCCGAUGGCGCCAGUGACAUAGAUCCAUCCUGGACUGCGCAGUUGAGCUUUCUCUUCGCUAUCGGUGCUUGCUAUACCUCUCUCACGGAGUCCGCCCGCCUUGACGAUAUACCGCAUCAGCAGUACUUUGCCCAGGGCCUCUUGUUCUUCGAUGAGAUGUACAGCAACUCUUCGCUGCAGAAUGUGUCGCUUAUUCUGACUCAGUGUUUCUAUCUACUGGCCACAUGCCAGACAGAUCGGGCCUGGAACAUCCUAGGCCUUGCCAUCCGCAUGGCCCAAAGCCUGGGCUUACACGUAGGAGCAUCACAAUGGGGCACUGUUGAGGAAAUAAAUCCACAGGUACAAGAAGAACGACGCAGAGUAUGGUUCUCGCUCUACAUCCUAGACCGGCUUCUUGCACUUCAACUGGGCCGCCCUGUAGGGAUUCAGCAAGCCGACUUCCACGUCGAGCUCGCAUCGAGGGCAGAAGAUAUUCGCCGCAUCAAUUCACAAUACUCAGAUGAACCAGGCGUUGCGUCGUCAAUGGACUACUUUCUCUCGCUGAUCGAGUUCUCCCACAUUGUCGGCCGCGUGAACACAGAGCUCUAUCAACCAGUUGAAGCAGAGCUGUCCUCAAAGAAGCUGCUAUUCAGCACUGCCUCUCUCGACUGGGAUCUUGUCCAGUGGAAAGACCAUCUUCCUCACCAUCUGCGAUUCGAUCUUGGGCAUACCCUCGAGAGAUCCCUCGUCUUUCGACGCCAGCGGAACAUGUUCGCUAUCAAAUAUCACCACCUGCGCGCUCUAAUCCACAGACCAUUCCUAUGUAUGUCACGUCUACACCAAAGCAGCCGUCUAUUCGGGGAGCUAUUCCAACACAACCGCUCCAGAAUCGACGAGGCCGAGUUGAUCUGCAUCACAGAAGCACAGGAAAUGGCGCACCUCCUACACAACAUCCCCGAUGAAAGGAGCCUGGUCCACGAUUUCCCAUGGUGGCAGAUGAUAUCGUGCUUGAUAUGCGCCAGCUCGAUUCUCGUCGUUGCAGCGACCUUCUUCGAGCCCAGCCCUGCAUCUACAUCUUCAGAACUGCGAACCAAGACAUUCGACGAAGACGCCGAAACAUGUCUAAAGGUAUUCGAAGCCUUAAGUACAAACUCGAAGGCUGCCUUCUGCGCCAAGUCCAUGCUGAAGAGUCUGCAGCAGCUAAAAGUGAAAUCCAAAGUUCGGCGAGUUGAGAACGAGCCUGCCCAGACCAGUGUUAAGAGUGCAAUCACAUCAAGUUCCAGCAAACUGGGGAAUCCCCCCGGUGACCUGAACUUGUGGCAACAAUGGCCAAGCGAGAUAUCAGACACCAUGCAAUGGUCAGCGCAGUAUCUUGAUUUGCCGCAGGACUAUCUCCCCAAUUUUGAAUUCGGUCUGCAGGAGCCUGGCUGGCAGAGUCAACCGGAUAAUUCUGGAUUAUGGCAUGAUAGCUGUUGA
This is a messenger RNA of Aspergillus puulaauensis, 1869 nucleotides long. RefSeq names its product fungal specific transcription factor domain-containing protein. Gene Ontology annotation, molecular function: zinc ion binding; DNA binding. Gene Ontology annotation, biological process: DNA-templated transcription. Bases 1 to 1869 code for a protein of 622 amino acids. NCBI's taxonomy places the organism in Eukaryota, Fungi, Ascomycota, Eurotiomycetes, Eurotiales, Aspergillaceae. The transcript has 5 exons. The record is from RefSeq and is a predicted model, not a curated record.